Molecule: messenger RNA, 1464 nt
Organism: Lichtheimia ornata
Lineage: Eukaryota; Fungi; Mucoromycota; Mucoromycetes; Mucorales; Lichtheimiaceae
Exons: 2
Coding region: 1-1464 (487 amino acids)
Source: RefSeq, a predicted model, not a curated record
AUGCGUCAAAGAUCUUUGUACGUGAUUACCACUGCACUCCUGUGUGCCGUUGUGUUCAUUCUUGGAGUAUCUGCAAGAGCUGGAUGCAACCAUGACAUUUCCACUUGGACAAGUGAGCAGCUGCAUGGCUUUAUGGACAAGUAUGGAAUUACGCGUCAUCCCAAACACAAGAGCGUGAGCCAAUCUGUGGCCGAUACUGUAAAGUACUACAAGGAUGCUGCUGCUACGAAUGCCGAAAUCUUUGGUACCAAAGUUGAUCAUGUUGUUGAUGGUCUCAAGAACAAAUUGGAGCAACAGCGACAGCUUUCUGAAAACAACAUUGCCAAUGUGAUUGAGGGUAUCCAACAUCGUUUACGCCGACUUGAAUUGCAAGGUGAAUUAUCACGAGAUCGUGUUGCCGAAACACUCGAUCGCAUGCAUCGUGAAGCUGUCCAAAAGAAGAUUGUUACAGAAGGCCAAUGGAAUGAUAUUUACAAUGACGUGCUUUCAUCCUUUGAACAACGCCAAGCUUGGUAUCAACGUGUGAUCAGCCGUAAGACCGAUGAGGCCUCUAGCUCAUUGAAUCGUUGGUUGCGAGGUGUGCACGAUCGUCUUGUCACGUCGGCAAGUUUGACCGAGAAACAGGCAAAUGAUGUCAUUGCAAACUUGAGAAACUCCCUUGUAUCAACCACCGAUGUAUCCAACUUGGGCAACAAGCGUUUUUAUCAUCAUUUGAAGCAUGAGCUCCAAAAGAAGGGUGAUUUGAGAAAGGACCAAAUCAAGCUUGUGAUGGAUCAAUUACAAGACGACGUUACUGCUUACAAGGUGUUUGCUAUGGAUUAUCUUGGUGACAAGUAUUCGAAUGCACAAGAAUGGGCCGAUGACAUGGGUCGUAAGAUCAAGGAUACUGGUUCAUACACAAUGGAUCGUGUUUAUGACUGGAUCAAUUACAUCGAUGGUCAUGUGCGAGCUUACCUGCCAACGGUCCUUGGUGGCCAUCGCGAGUUUUAUGAGAAGGAUAUGCAUAAUGCAAAGGACUCGGCAUACGACACCAUUCGCUCUGCUGUCAGCUCUGUUGCAGCUGAUUGGAAGGGAUCUGCAUCCGCUGCUGCUCGUUCCAAGGCAUCUAUUGAAGCUGAAGUUUCAUCAAGUGCAUCCUCCCUUCACGGUGAAGCAACUGACACCAUCAAUAGCUGGCACAAGCAAUUCUCCGAUUUUUGGUACGAUCAAGAGCGAGAGUUUUAUCGUCGAAUGGGUUACACCGAAGCCCAAAUUGAAUGGGUGCAACGUUAUCUUAGCAAGGUGUUCAAUGAUGAAAAGGCUCUUACCAAGUCUCAAGUCGACCGUGCUUUGGAAAACAUUGCUCAUUACCUUGAGGACACACGAACACAAUCCCGGGCACAGGUGCAACACCAAAUUGAUCAACUUCGUUUGUUGAUUGAACAAUGGCGCCAUAAAGCUUGUGAAAAGGGUCAUUGUUACUAG